Scaptodrosophila lebanonensis is the source of this 622-nucleotide messenger RNA. RefSeq names its product ARL14 effector protein-like. Gene Ontology annotation, cellular component: intracellular membrane-bounded organelle. Lineage: Eukaryota; Metazoa; Arthropoda; Insecta; Diptera; Drosophilidae. The coding region runs from base 126 to 491 and encodes 121 amino acids. The transcript has a single exon. The record is from RefSeq and is a predicted model, not a curated record.
UUGGAACCUUAUGAAAUCGAAGCUAUUUGUUUAUUUUGAGAUUUGGUGUGUACAUACAUAUGUAUAUAUAUAUAUAUAUGAAAGUAAUUAAUUGAAGGAGCAUCGUUAAGUGAACUCAACUGAAUAUGAGUGAUGAUCCAGACUACGAGGGACCGCCCACAACAAGACGAAAUCUGCGCCAGCGCCCUCAGCGAAAAACCGGCGAAACACACGAUGAUGGAAUGGAAGAAAAGACAAAGCGAAAAGUGAAGAGAAAAGGCUAUUACUAUGGGAAAGCCACCGCAUAUGAUGACUGUGGCAAUAUUCGUCACAAUGGAUUAGAUGUAUGCGAUUGUAUGAACGCAAACUGUGUAGGAUGCUGGAACGAGUGCCCCAACUGUGGCUCAACCAGAUGUGGUCCGCAUUGUCGUGUAAAUCGGAAAUUCUACUACGACAGUAUCAUACACGAUGGGAAGGAUCUGGUCAUAACUAAUAAGCAAUUUCCUAAAUAGACCUGAAUACGCUAUAUAAUAAGUACAUGUAUAUUUAAUUCGUAAAUCAUUAAUGAUCAUUUUUGAGGGAUAUUCAAAUGUUAAAUCGAAUGUAUUGGAGAUGAACUCGGAAACACAUAAUUAUGUUAAAU